This is a messenger RNA of Polyodon spathula (Mississippi paddlefish), 3435 nucleotides long. Its product is annotated as protein turtle homolog B-like. The transcript has 4 exons. The record is from RefSeq and is a predicted model, not a curated record. Lineage: Eukaryota; Metazoa; Chordata; Actinopteri; Acipenseriformes; Polyodontidae. The annotation marks the transcript as partial.
UAUUUUCUUUUCCACCGCAGGACUCCUCUUACCCCACUGCCCGGUAGUGAGCCCUGCUGGGAGGGGAGGGACGGGAACAGCUACAGGCUUCCCCACAGCAGUCCCCUAUCCUCCUCGGGGAAAGUGAGCCCAGAGAGCGUCAGAACACUGCGCGCUCUGUCCGAAUCCUCGGAGGACGGACAGACCCUGCAGGGGAAGAAGAUGCUGAGCCCUGGCAAGGAGAAGGAGCUGUCCCUGUACAAGAAGACCAAGCGAGCAAUAACCAGCAAGAAAUACAGCGUCUCCAAGCAUGAGGCUGAGGCUGAGGCCACCACGCCUAUCGAGCUCAUCAGCCGGGGCCCGGAUGGACGUUUUGUGAUGGAUCCUACCGAGAUGGAGCCGUCGAUCAAGCAGAGGAGGAUCGAAGGAUUCCCCUUCGUGGAGGAGUCGGAUUUGUACCCCGAGUUCCGACAGUCGGAUGAGGAAAAUGAUGACCCGGGACUGAUGCCUCCAGCAGUGGCUGCUCUCAAAUCCCAGCACUCGCCAAUCUCCUCCAGCCAGGAGUCUUAUCUCCAACCCCCAGCUUACAGCCCCAGGUUUCAGAGGCCCAUGGAAGGCAUGGGCAUGGUGGAAAGCAGCAGGCUACAGGCAACGGGACAGAUCAGAGCCCCUCAUCAUCAGGGCUUCCCACACGGCCAGUUCUAUAGCUACCUAGGCAGCCCCGACCCUCCCCCACCUUUCUACAUGCCAGAUGUCAGCCCCCUGAGCUCAGUCAUGUCCUCCCCGCCUCUGAUGCCAGAGAGACCCUUUGGGCAUCCCACUAUCCUCGAGGAGAGUGGGGAAGGUGAGAUGCCACACUACACUGCCUCCAGCAGCACCCUGCCCCUGACCCACACCCCCACCUCCGGACAAUCCCCUGAGCUUUGGCGGCGUCCUGAUUUGCCACUCAGGAGUCUUGAGGGACCCUCCCUGGUGUUCCCCCCGCACCAUCCUGUUCACCUCCACCACUACGCCCGUCGGGAGCUCCCUGAGCCUCCACUACAACCCCCCCAUCCUAGGGGCACCCUCCCAGUGAUUCCUUCCUACCCUGGCAUUCUGCAGCUGGAGGCACCAAAGAGCCGCCCCGGCAAGUCUCCAAGCAAGGUCAAGCCCACAGCCUCGAGUGGCACUACAGCAAAGCAUCUACCUAUGCAACAGGCACAGAGUCAAGGGCAGCUGAGACAUACCAGCAAUGGUAUGGGCGUACCGGUAUUGCCUUACCCCGAUCCGGCAGCCCACAUGUGGGGCCCAGGCAGCACAAGCACAUUCAGUGGGCUGGACACCCGGUGGUACGAGCCCAGGCCCCAGCUGAGCCCCAGGCAAGGGCGCAGAGUCGAUCCAAGCCUGCACCAAGUGGUCCUCCAACCAUCCCGCCUCUCGCCCCUCACCCAGAGCCCCCUUAGCUCCCAUGAAGGUUCCCCAGAGCUGGUGGUCCGCCCUCGGCCCCGGCCUGGCCUCAUCCAGCCGCCCAUUCCUCCGGAGAUGUCUGAGAUCACCUUGCAGCCCCCCUCCGGCGUCCGCUUCCCCAGAACAUCAUCACCCACCUCCUCGCCGGCCCAGGGCAGCAGGCGGCCCAGCCCCAGCUACCGGCCCCAGAUCGCCUUCGCCACCACAGCCACUAGCUACCCCUCCCAGUCCCCAUCUCCCCCCAUGGAAAGCAGUGACAUUUUCGGGCAGAUGUUGUCCCAGAGGAGGACGGAAGAGGAGAUCCUUCCUUCAGAGUCCUCGCCACCUCAGUUGUCAUCUUCAGGGAAACGGUUUGUUGCAUCGAGUGGUGCUGCUGCUGCGUCUGAGAGAUUUGAAGCUCUGAGAUACCAACGGAUUAAAAAACCCAAAAGGGUCCCCAAUGGCACCCCGAAAUCCAGGAAGAAAACAACCGGGCCCUCCUCUCAGACACAGCAGCUCCACGCCUCUCAGGUACUGCAACUCGAAGAAGCUCUCUACCUCCGCAAGAACAAGAAGAGGCAGCCCCGCCAGGACCCCUACGCCCGCUUCUCCGCCCUCCUGUACCGCCGACAGCCAGAGGACCAGAAGGCCAUUCUAGCCAGCAUGGAUACGGCUGACCCCAACCACGCCACCCUCCUCUGAAUCAGUCAGCAGCACGGGCACAGCAAACCACGACUAUGCCACCCUCCUCUGAAUCAGUCAGUCAGUCAGACAGUCCCAAUAACUCAUCUGCCAGCCUCUGGUAAAGGCACCGAUUAUUAUUUGUAUUCGAUUUUGAGUUAUAGCAAUAUGUUUUAAAAGAUAACAGAUUUUUUUUUUUUUUUUUACCAAACUCCGGUGCAGUUUAUUUUUGUUUGUUUUAUCAGAAUAGUUAAAUUGAUGUUUUUAUGACUAGUUUUGAAGCAGUUCUGUGCUGCACACUUUACACUGUAGCGGAGGCUUAAUAAAUCUAGCCUGCGGGGGUUCUAUUGGUAAAGGGCAUUGCAGUCCUAUGUGCUAAUGUUUUGUGAAUACAGACCCUGGCAUCCUGUAUAAAAAAGUACUAUAGUUCUGCCAAAAAGAAAACAAACAAACGACAGCUUCCUUAAAAAAACACACUGUACUGUAUAGGACUAUGGGAUUUUGUGCCAUAGUAUACUGUAGUAUUUUUAAAUAUGGGAGGGCUCUCUUUUAAAUCUAGCCAUGCAGGACCCUCAGAUACGGCAGCAUGAUGGGCUUAAGCUGGCACAACAUGAAUUAAAAAAGAGCUCAGAGUUGUUACUCUUCAAUUCUUCACUCAUCUUCCCUGCUACUUUAUUUAGACAGCAGAACCAGUAGCCGGCAUUGGCCGCUUUGUAACCCCAUCGCCCUGUACAUUAGCGGUGCUUCUAUUUUGCCUGAUGACCCAGAUGGUCCAAAAGUCAGUUCGCUGCUAAAGGGGUCUGUUUUAAUGAAUUACGCAGAACCCCCUAUUUAAUAUAUGCACACUCGAGUUACACUGAAUGUCUGGUGUCUUUUCAGAGUUGGGGUCAACUCCUGUUUUUUUUGUGUUUUUUUUUUUUUUUUUUUAAUUCCAAAUUCCGUUUUUAAAAUCAAUUCCCAAUUCCAAAUCCAAUUCCAAAUUCCUUCAGAAGAAGUGCAAUUGGAAUUUUUUGUUUUGUUUUGUUUUAAAGGAGUUAGAAACAGAAUUGGAAUUUAAAAGCAGGACCCCGACCCUGACUAUCCAGGAGUCUCUAUACAGGCAACAGGGCUACAACUGCCUGCCAGUGGCUGUUACAAUUUUGUUUUAGUCUUUCUCCACAUGCAAGGUGCUGAAUAGGAAUCACUUUCUAUCUACAUAUCCAUAUGUAAAAUACUAUGGUAUUCUGUUCUACUGCCAAAAUGACUAAUUCAACCAAUGCAUGUGCUUUGAUUUAUUAUAAAGGCGGCUAUUUUAGCUUUGAAAACAAAAUAACAAUAAUUGAAUACUUACUGUGUGCUUUGUUUUGUUUA